GCCCUGGCCGCACUUCCCGUCGGGGAGAGAGUGUAAUAUGGCGAAGACCUACGAUUACCUGUUCAAGCUGCUGCUCAUCGGGGACUCGGGGGUGGGGAAGACCUGUGUCCUGUUCCGCUUCUCCGAGGACGCUUUCAACUCCACGUUCAUCUCCACCAUAGGAAUUGACUUUAAAAUUCGGACCAUAGAGCUUGAUGGCAAGAGGAUUAAGCUUCAGAUAUGGGACACAGCUGGUCAGGAGCGAUUUCGGACGAUCACAACAGCCUACUACAGAGGUGCCAUGGGCAUUAUGCUGGUCUAUGAUAUCACCAACGAGAAGUCCUUCGACAACAUUCGGAACUGGAUUCGGAACAUUGAGGAGCACGCCUCCGCUGAUGUGGAAAAGAUGAUACUCGGAAACAAGUGUGAUGUCAAUGACAAGAGACAAGUGUCCAAGGAGCGGGGAGAAAAGCUGGCACUCGACUAUGGGAUCAAAUUCAUGGAGACCAGUGCAAAAGCCAACAUCAACGUAGAGAAUGCAUUUUUCACCCUCGCCAGGGAUAUCAAGGCAAAAAUGGACAAAAAAUUGGAAGGCAACAACCCCCAGGGAAGCAACCAAGGAGUGAAGAUCACAGCUGACCAGCAGAAGAGGAGCAGUUUCUUCCGGUGUGUUCUUCUGUGAGAACCAUGCCUCACUGAGCCUAGCUCAGCCUCGCUGACUGUGCCUGUCCUGAGCGCACCUCCGGAGCUGGGGCUGCCCACCUCCACUGCCCCACCACCACCGUCGCCACCAGGCAUGGCCACCCGAAUGCAAUUGAGAAAUUGUUUAUUUUACUAACUGUCUGAUCUUUUUCAACUUCGGAGAUGGGACCAGCUAAGAAUUGGCUACUUUUUGUGGAGCAUCUGCCACCUGGGCCACAUGGCAUCACCAGAAAGAGAUGGAGUUGAGGCACAAUGACCUCCAUCCCUGAGCCUUGUGCAGUUAAAGCCCUGCCAGCAAGCCCUUGUUCUCUACCAUGGAAGCCAAGCCAGCUGUGAUUCCCAGCGCUGCCAGGCCCCAUGACCUGAGCAACACAACCACGCUUGCCAAAUCUGAUGCCCACUUUCACCUCGCAGUUUGGACCAGUGACAAAAACCAUUUCCCCCUCUUCUUUCUACCUGAUAAACCAAAGGGAAGCACAAAUUAAGGAAACCUGUAUAAAGCAUCUAGAAGUGUGGGCAGCUGUAGUGGUCACAAGCUGACCUGAGUCUACAGUCAAGCAGGUCCCAUCUGAGCACUAAGGGGACACUAAGUCCAUGGCAAGUUACCCCAUAACAUCACCCCUCAUGACCUCCUUGUUAUGGGGAACCCUUCUCUGGCACCAAGAUGGCCCCUACUCUUGUCCUCCCCCAUCUCCAAAUUGGACAUUCUUUCUAGCUGAGAUUUUUUUAUUUUUCCAGAUUUGAAAUGCCAUGAAGUGAUUCCAUCUGACUUCCAACAACAGACCCAGGGGACCGGGAACAAGCAGGGCUGUCCUCAUGGGCACCUGGUCCCACUGAGACACAAGCAUUCCAUGGUGACAGACUGUCUGCCCUGCCAUCUGGGUAGGGUUUUGCUGUCAUUGUCAUUUUCUGUUUUGCAGCUCUACUCUCCAGAGAGACUGAGAUUGGGACCAGCUAUCCCGGCGGGAGGGGUGUCACCUGGGAGCCCCUUCCUUUUUAGUCCCCCACACCCAGGCUGCUGUCAAUCCAAGCCCUUGGCAUCAAUUUCUCCUUUUUUGAAAUUAAAGCCAACAUACCAGCAA
Messenger RNA from Jaculus jaculus (lesser Egyptian jerboa), 1763 nucleotides. RefSeq names its product RAB8A, member RAS oncogene family (gene Rab8a). The transcript has 8 exons. The record is from RefSeq and is a predicted model, not a curated record. Lineage: Eukaryota; Metazoa; Chordata; Mammalia; Rodentia; Dipodidae. Gene Ontology annotation, molecular function: GTPase activity; GTP binding. Gene Ontology annotation, biological process: protein localization to plasma membrane; cellular response to insulin stimulus; Golgi vesicle fusion to target membrane. Gene Ontology annotation, cellular component: trans-Golgi network transport vesicle; plasma membrane; synaptic vesicle. Bases 38 to 661 code for a protein of 207 amino acids.